Messenger RNA from Colletotrichum tamarilloi, 216 nucleotides. RefSeq lists its product as uncharacterized. The record is from RefSeq and is a predicted model, not a curated record. NCBI's taxonomy places the organism in Eukaryota, Fungi, Ascomycota, Sordariomycetes, Glomerellales, Glomerellaceae. Bases 1 to 216 code for a protein of 71 amino acids. The transcript has 2 exons.
AUGGCGGGCGAGAACGAACAAGAACCUGGUCCGCAGGAUACUCAACCUGCCUCUUCCCCUGGCGCUCCGGCAGAACAGCAAUCCGACCUAACUCAAGAGCAAAUGCAUCUGCGUGGAGGCUGCAUCGACCAUGAUGGCUUUUGCUGUGGUGUCUGUAUCAGGCCUGCCGAUGGAUGCUACCCUGGAGCGCUGUGUGCCUUCUGCACUGUUAUGUGA